Molecule: messenger RNA, 705 nt
Organism: Vollenhovia emeryi
Lineage: Eukaryota; Metazoa; Arthropoda; Insecta; Hymenoptera; Formicidae
Gene: Osi15
Exons: 2
Coding region: 1-705 (234 amino acids)
Source: RefSeq, a predicted model, not a curated record
AUGAAGACCAAGGUAAUCGUUCUCUUAGCGUUGCAAUUGCUGACGUUGGUGGCAGGCAGUCCAAGCCAGAAAAAUGGAAACAGUUUGGAACAACUAGAAGGGAAGCUCAUGAGAACGAUGGACGAAAUCAACAGGAAGGACAUCAUCGAUGUUUACGGCGAUAUAGUAACCUUGGAAAAGGUUUCGGAAGAUGGGGAACUAUCGGAAGAGAGCGUGGACCCGCUCGUGAGCAGGAUUGAAAAAUUCCUGAAGACUCGAAAGAUACAAAUUAAUCUUCCUAAUGACGCUUCAACCGCUGGUUUGUUUGCACGCGCCCUCGGUCAGAGAAACGUCGAUAUAGACCUCAGAAGCUUGGCACAUGGAACAUCCGAAGCGCGUACGAAAUUGAAGAGGAUGAUCAUGCCACUCUUGAUCCUGCUGAAGCUAAAAGCAAUAAUCGUUCUGCCUAUCGUAAUCAGCAUGAUCGCCCUAAUAGGUAUGAAGGGCCUGGGCGCAGGCCUCAUGUCGCUUUUGAUUUCCGGCGCGGUCGCCUUAAAGGCCCUUGUUACACCACCGCCGCCGCCAAGGGUCUCCUACGGAAUCGUAAGACCGCACGAAAUUCAUCACGAUCACUGGCACAGGUCAGAGGAGGAGAUCAAUCAACCCUACAAAGGCUGGGCGCCGGAACACAGUGGCGAACAUUAUCCGUACCAUGACAUUCCAUAA